UCGGUGUUGGAGAAACGAGGCUGAGGUCUCCCCCGAACGCUCCGCACGUCACGCCGCACGCGCCGACGCGGCACUUGACCCCUGUCUGCUGUCGUCCCGUUUGGGAAGGAAGCUAUGUGACACCUGGCUUCGAAGCACAGGAGCGCAAUUGAUUUCUGGCCUCGCGCAAGCAAAUGAAUGCUGAGGUUGAGUCUAGGAUGACUUGACUGUACCUGGGUGACUGGACCCUGAGACGCUACCAGUACGCGUCGCCAACGGCCGCCAAUGUACACGAAUCGCGACCCGUUCAACCUCCGCAGCAAAGCAUCGAGAACAGCCCCAUCCGCCUUCUCGCUUCUCCAGAACGCCGCCACACGCACCACACAGGCCGUCGAAUUGACCAAGCAGUCCACCAAGCAGGCCGUUGAGGCUACCAAGCAGGCGCUAAAGGACUCCGAUAUGUCCUUCGCUGUCCCGCGCAACAUCGAGUCUGCUUCACGUCGCUUCGAAGAGAAUGUCUGGAACAAAGUCACAGGGAACGAGAAGGGCUUGCCAAUGUAUAAGGACAAGCCAGCUGGAUACGGGUAUGGCGGUGCGAAGGGGAAGAGAGGAUUUGUGAGGAGCAAGAGGGGGUUGGUGACAAUAGCGCUGCUGGUGCUGGGGUUCGUAUACUGGAUGUUGGUGCCGGGCUCGAACCAGACGCCAGCCGCCAAACUGGGAUCCGGGGGAGGCUGGUUCGGUGGAGGCGCAGCCAGAAAGAAAGCUCUGUUGUGGGAGAAGCGGAGAGAGGCCGUAAAAGAUGCCUUCUUGCUGAGUUGGAACGCUUACGAGGAGCAUGGAUGGGGCUACGACGAGUACCACCCGGUUGCGAAGACCGGCCGCUAUAUGGCACAACCGAACGGCAUGGGCUGGAUCAUUGUUGAUGCACUGGACACCAUGAUGAUCAUGAACCUGACCAAGGAGCUAAAGCACGCGCGUGAAUGGGUCUCCACCACCCUUGAUUACGACAAGGACCAAGACGUCAACACCUUCGAAACCACUAUUCGCAUGCUCGGAGGUCUGCUAUCGGCACACUAUUUACAGGAAACCCUUCCUGGACUGAAACCAGCCAACGCAAAUGAACAAGACGUUUUCCUCGAGAAGGCCACGGACCUUGCAGAUCGUCUCAUGGGCGCCUACGAUUCACCCUCUGGUAUUCCCUGGGCCAGUGUUCGCCUAAAGGAUAGCAAGGGCGAAGCUUCGCAUGCUGACGGUGGUGCAUCCUCAACCGCCGAAGCGACUUCCCUGCAGCUCGAAAUGAAGUAUCUUGCCUAUCUUACAGGAGAAGAGCAUUACUGGGAGAAGGCUGAAAAGGUCAUGCAAGUUGUGGAUGACAACGGCUCCAAAGACGGUCUGGUACCUAUCUUCAUCUAUGCCGACCGCGGCACCUUCCGAGGCAGUGAGGUCCGUCUGGGCUCCCGUGGAGACAGCUACUAUGAAUACCUGAUCAAGCAGUAUCUGCAAACACAGAAGCAAGAAACUGUCUAUCUGGAUAUGUGGAAGGAGACCCUUCGAGGUGUGAAGAAGCAUCUUCUCACUUACUCCAAAGACGCUCAUCUGACAGUGCUCGCGGAGCGGCCUGGUGGCUUAGACGGAGAUCUACACCCAAAGAUGGAUCAUUUGGUCUGUUUCUAUCCCGGUACCAUUGCGCUUGCCCAAACCGGCGGUCUUCCCAUCUCUGUGGCGCAGAAAUUGCCGUCCUGGGGCAAGGAGCAGGAAGAAAAUAUGCUGCUCGCAAAAGAGUUGACCAAGACAUGCGUGGGCAUGUAUCACACCACGGCCACAGGGCUUUCCCCCGAGAUUGCACACUUCGAACUCGACGAGGAGCCGAAAAUGUAUCACGACGAGAUUCUCCCCUCAUUGACGGAAUUGGAACCCGAUGUUCCAGAGGGCGAGGGAUGGAAGAAAGAUUUCAUCGUCAAGCCUGCUGAUGCGCAUAACCUGCAAAGACCCGAGACGGUUGAGAGUCUGUUGUACAUGUGGCGCAUCACAGGAGACGAAAUCUACAGAGAGUGGGGAUGGCAGAUGUUCAAUGCGUUCGUGAACCACACUGCUAUCGAGGGGGGAGGUGGAUACACUUCUGUGAACGAUGUCACCAAGAUUCCGCCGCCGAGUAGGGAUAACAUGGAGAGUUUCUGGCUGGCCGAGACCCUCAAGUACUUCUAUCUGCUGUUUGGCCCCAACGAUCUCCUGCCCCUGGACCAGAUCGUGCUGAACACGGAAGCUCAUGCCUUCCCGCGAUUUGACGCGAGUAAAAAGCGAUUCAAGACUGGGUGGGCGCGGAUACCGAGGAAUGAGAAAGGCGAAUUGAUAUUGAAAACAGAAGCAAACAAGGAGGAGAAGAAAGAGGAUGUAAAGGAAGAGACGACGGAAGAGAAGACGGAAGAGAAGACGGAAGGGAAGAAGGACGACAAGAAGGACGAUAAGAAGGAAGAGAAGAGAGAAGAGAGUUGAGAAGGUCGCAUGGCAGACUGACUUCUGGUAUUAAGCGAAUCGCACGUUUGCAUUCCUGGCGUUAUCUGCAAUUUUGUAUCAACAAAUACUGCUCUAUAUACAAGAUCCUGAACGGAUUGAUAGUACAGCACUAGGCUCGAAGACAUUUACGGACGAAAUCUUAUGCGGUGUUCUACCGAGCUUGAUCGUUUUGAUGAAGUACGAGAUCUUCACGCCCUGUCACCUACAUGUAUAGGGCGUACAUGCCACUGCAGGAAGCAAAACCUUGUAUCUAACGCGCUAUCUGCGGUAUUUGCGGUAUUUAGUACUCUCACACUAUCAUCAGGCAACAACACACGGAGGUUCACAACCAAAUGAGG
Messenger RNA from Boeremia exigua, 2831 nucleotides. Its product is annotated as glycoside hydrolase. Gene Ontology annotation, molecular function: mannosyl-oligosaccharide 1,2-alpha-mannosidase activity; calcium ion binding. The record is from RefSeq and is a predicted model, not a curated record. Gene Ontology annotation, biological process: N-glycan processing; carbohydrate metabolic process. The transcript is spliced from 3 exons. Lineage: Eukaryota; Fungi; Ascomycota; Dothideomycetes; Pleosporales; Didymellaceae. Gene Ontology annotation, cellular component: membrane; endoplasmic reticulum. The coding region runs from base 265 to 2472 and encodes 735 amino acids.